Staurois parvus is the source of this 375-nucleotide messenger RNA. NCBI's taxonomy places the organism in Eukaryota, Metazoa, Chordata, Amphibia, Anura, Ranidae. The record is from the annotation of a GenBank genome assembly.
AUGCCGUCCGAGAAGAGCUUCAAACAGAGGCGGACCCUGGAGCAAAGAGUGGAGGAUGUGAGGAUCAUCCGAGAGCAACAUCCCACCAAAAUCCCGGUCAUUAUCGAGAGGUACAAGGGGGAAAAGCAGCUUCCGGUGUUGGAUAAAACCAAAUUCCUUGUUCCUGAUCACGUCAACAUGAGUGAGCUCAUCAAAAUCAUCCGGCGACGCCUGCAGCUGAACGCCAACCAAGCGUUCUUCCUCCUCGUGAACGGUCACAGCAUGGUGAGUGUAUCCACGCCAAUCUCUGAGGUGUAUGAGCGUGAAAAGGACGAAGAUGGCUUCCUCUACAUGGUCUAUGCUUCACAGGAGACGUUCGGCAUGAAAGACGCAUAA